Messenger RNA from Mytilus trossulus (common blue mussel), 1726 nucleotides. RefSeq lists its product as uncharacterized. The transcript has 2 exons. The coding region runs from base 76 to 1293 and encodes 405 amino acids. The record is from RefSeq and is a predicted model, not a curated record. Lineage: Eukaryota; Metazoa; Mollusca; Bivalvia; Mytilida; Mytilidae. Gene Ontology annotation, molecular function: G protein-coupled receptor activity. Gene Ontology annotation, cellular component: membrane. Gene Ontology annotation, biological process: G protein-coupled receptor signaling pathway.
UGAAAAAAGACGGUAUUGAAUUGUUGUAUUGAGAAUAUAAAAGUUCUUGGCUGAAUUUCAUUUUUGAACUAAAGGAUGGCGAGUCUAAUUGGUAGCAAUGAAGGUCUGAAGGAUAGAUAUUCCGAUAUAUUCCUAAGUCACACAGUCUUGAUCAUUAUUGGAGCUGUGAUAGGGGUGUUUGGAAACGGGGCAACAGUUCUGUUUUACUCAUGUCGGAUUAAGGAAAGAGGAGAACGCUAUUUCAUUCCUCUGUUGGUAGAUCUUAUAGCGUGUUUAGAUAUUUCGACAAACUACGUUAUGAAUAAUACAUAUUUUUAUGAUUAUCCGAGUAACACCAUUUGUUGUGUCACUACCUUCAUGCAGGUUUUUGCUUCUGGACUGUCUGCUCAUAUUCUCCUUAUCAUUAGUGUUCAAAGGUACCUGUUAGUAUGUAAACCGUUCGGUCCAAAGAUGACAUUGUUCUGGAAAAAAGUUUCGCUGGCUGUUGCGUGUUUAUUUACAUUCUCAUAUUCGUGUCCUUUAUUAGGAUUAUCAGGAACGAUAAUAACCGAAGAGGUUUUUAACAAUCAUACUAUUAAUACAACGACAUGUAGAUUGACCACAGUAGACACGAUGCCAGUAACUAUUUAUGUUGGACUUAUUAGUUUGAUUCUGGUGUGUAAUCUUGUUAUGACCACAAUAUUGUGCAUACCAGUCUUAAAACGAAUUAAAUUGUCUAUUAGAAAAAAAUCCGAAAGCAAUUUGGUAGCCACUAAAAAGGAAGAUAACAUAUCCAGUCAUGAGAUAACGGAAACAAGUUUAACCAAGACUUCUGGUUUGGAGCUUGGAUCUGAUAUUAGUUCAUCAAAUAUGCAAUCAUCUGGAAAUAAUACAACCCUGAACGUAGACUCGGAUCAAGAACCCUCGAAUGAUGCACAUCGAAAUAGGGACUUCCCUUCGUUAGCAGUGGAACAUUCUUCUACGAACGAUAACUCGAGUACUGCAAACAGAAAUAAAGAAAACAUCAAAAGUUCAUCCAAAUCAAAGAGAAGCUCAGCAAAAAAGAGGAUUAGUUCGAUGUUUGUCGUUAUAAUAACGGCUUACGUCAUUUCUUAUAUUCCUACGGUUGUAUGUGUAAUACUUACUUACACGAUUGGCAAUUUUAACGAUACAAUUUUAUCAAAAGGAGAAACAAUUGCUUGGUUAUAUAUAGCACGGCUGAUUUUUGUAAAUCACCUUGUUAACCCUUUUAUUUAUUGUUAUUUUGAUGUAAAAUUGAAAAGGGAAUUGAAAAAGUGCUGUAAACGUGAGUAAAAAUUACAGAAUUGAGUAUCGAUGUAAAUGUUUUGGGAUGAAACGCUUUUCGUAAAUGUAGUUUACUUUGGUUGUAAAUGAGAUGAUAAUAAUUCUGCGAAUGAGGAUGAAGAGAAUAGAAAAGUGGUAGCUGACGUUGUUUAACGGCAAGUGUCAGUUAUAUUUUCAAAUAUAUUAGGAAAAGAACACAUAUGUUGAUAUAUAUGAACAAAUUAAAAUAACCUUGUUCUUGACCAACAGGCUGAGGUAAAUUUUCAGUGUGCUAGUUAAAAGGGUAACAGUCCACCGGAAAAAUGCAACCCUACUCGAACACUUUACUUUGACCCUCAGCCGACACUCUUUACAAAAUUUUCACCUACUGUUGCGCGUCAUUAAGGACACACCGGGAGCAAAUACCAAAAAGAACUUACUUUUGGUUAGUCAAGGCCUCGAA